Thamnophis elegans (Western terrestrial garter snake) is the source of this 5163-nucleotide messenger RNA. Its product is annotated as zinc finger protein 91-like. Gene Ontology annotation, molecular function: DNA-binding transcription repressor activity, RNA polymerase II-specific. Gene Ontology annotation, biological process: negative regulation of transcription by RNA polymerase II. The record is from RefSeq and is a predicted model, not a curated record. NCBI's taxonomy places the organism in Eukaryota, Metazoa, Chordata, Lepidosauria, Squamata, Natricidae.
GGCUCUCCGUCUUUAACCCUUUGAGCUCUGCAGGAGUUUAGAAAAGCUGAAAGGAAAUCUUAUUCAUCCAGACAGAGGUGGAAAAGGGCAGAGAGAGAAUGGCUGGCCUUCCUUUAGCAAAUGAGGGAAGUGGAAAAGGCCCUUCCAGUGUUCAGUCUGGAAUCCAUGUGGAGAUCUGGGCAAGAACUGGGCAGAAGAUGCUGGAAGAAGGAACCAUCGUUUCACAAGUUCAGGCCUGGAACUUCAGGAGCAUCCAAUAUCAGGAGAAUGAGGGUCCCCGAGGACUUUGUAGCCGACUCCACUUCUUUUGCAGUCGAUGGUUGAGACCAGAAAAGCACACAAAAGCACAGAUGCUGGACCUGGUGGUUCUGGAGCAGUUCCUGGCCCUUCUGCCCCUGCAGAUGGAGAGGUGGGUGCGGGAGUGUGGAGCAGAGACCAGCUCCCAGGCGGUGGCCCUGGUGGAAGGCUUCCUCCUGAGCCAGGCGGAGGAGAAGAAGGAGCAGGUUGAGUUGCAGUCCUUUGCAAUGGAGAUCAGAGAUCCUGAGACAAAGAGGCAUUUGUCAAAUCUCCCUCAAGAAUUGUCUUUCAGGGGGAUCCCUCAGGAAGAUCCAGUUCAGGACACCUCAGGAGGGAAGAAUAGAAGGAAGUUGACUCUUGGUUUUGGGGGAGUGGAAACUAGGAUUGAACCUCCAACUCAGGAGGAUCUUCUGCCCUUUGAGGAAGUGGCUGUUUAUUUCUCCGAGGAGGAAUGGUCUCAGCUGGAUCCUGACCAAAAAGCUCUGCAUUGGGAAGUCAUGCUGGAGAAUUAUAAGAAUGUGGCCUCUCUUGGUGAUAGUGAGAAUGACAAUGAAGUCUCUGGAGAACUAGUCAAAGUGCUCAAACAAGGAGACGUAAUGAAGAAACCUGCAAUUCAAACAGAAUUGCAAAGGCAGGAGAGAAACCAGUCAAAUAACUGGAAUAAGGAAAGCUCAACUUUAGAUGUAAAUGGACCCUGUCCAUCACAAGCCAAAAGACAAACAAAUAUAUGCAAAGACACAGGGAAAAAUUACAGUUGGAUAUUCACACUUUCUCAAGAAAAUAGUUCUCUUGAGUCACAGAAAAGUUUUCUCACCGGGGAGGAGUCAAAUAAAUUCAAAGAACAUGGAAACAAGGUUGUUAAUAAAAGGACAUCCACAAGGCAGAAGCCAUAUAAAUGCACGGAGUGUGGAAAGAGCUUUACAACAAGCAAUGAACGUACACACCAUCAAAGGAUCCACACAGGGGAAAAGCCUUAUAAAUGCAUGGAGUGUGGAAAGGAUUUCAGAAUAAGCAGUAAUCUUACAUACCAUCAAAGGAUCCACACAGGGGAGAGGCCAUAUAAAUGCGUGGAGUGUGGAAAGGGCUUUGAAACAAGCAAUGAACUUACAUGCCAUCAAAGGAUCCACAUAGGGCACAACCCAUAUAAAUGUAUGGAGUGUGGAAAGAGUUUCAGAACAAGCAGUUUACUUACAUCCCAUCAAAGAAUCCACACAGGGCAGAAGCCUUAUAAAUGCAUGGAGUGUGGAAAGGGCUUUAGCCAAAAGGGUAACCUUAUUACCCAUCAAAUGAUCCACACAGGGGAGAAGCCAUAUAAAUGCAUGGAGUGUGGAAAGGGCUUUUGCCAAAAGAGUAACCUUAUUACCCAUCAAAUGAUCCACACAGGGGAGAAGCCAUAUAAAUGCAUGGAGUGUGGAAAGGGCUUUAAAACAAGCAAUGAACUUACAUGCCAUCAAAGGAUCCACACAGGGGAGAAGCCAUAUAAAUGCAUGGAGUGUGGAAAGGGCUUUAAAACGAGCAUUGAACGUACAUGCCAUCAAAGGAUGCACACAGGGGAGAAGCCAUAUGAAUGCAUGGAGUGUGGAAAGGGCUUUAGCCAAAACAGUAACCUUAUUACCCAUCAAAGGAUGCACACAGGGGUGAAGCCAUAUAAAUGCAUGGAGUGUGGAAAGAGCUUCCGAACAAGCAAUCAACUUACACGCCAUCAAAGGAUCAACACAGGGGAGAAGCCUUAUAAAUGCAUGGAGUGUGGAAAGGACUUCAGAACAAGCAAAGAACUUACAUGCCAUCAAACUAUCCACACAGGGGAGAAGCCUUAUAAAUGCAUGGAGUGUGGAAAGGACUUCAGAAUAAGCAGUAAUCUUACAUCCCAUCAAAGGAUCCACACAGGGGAGAAAUCAUAUAAAUGCAUGAAUUGUGGAAAGGAGUUCGGAACAAGCAAUGAACUUAUAUGCCAUCAAAGGAUCCACACACGGGAGAAGCCAUAUGAAUGCAUGGAGUGUGGAAAGGCCUUUAAAACAAGCAAUGAACUUACAUGCCAUCAAAGAAUCCACACAGGGGAGAAGCCAUAUGAAUGCGUGGAGUGUGGAAAGGCCUUUAGCCAAAACAGUAACCUUAUUAACCAUCAAAGGAUGCACACAGGGAAGAAGCCAUAUAAAUGCAUGGUGUGUGGAAAGGGCUUUGAAACAAGCAAUGAACUUACAUGCCAUCAAAGGAUCCACACAGGGGAGAACCCAUAUAAAUGCAUGGAGUGUGGAAAGGGCUUUAGCCAAAAGAGUAACCUUAUUACCCAUCAAAUGAUCCACACAGGGGAGAAGCCAUAUAAAUGCAUGGAGUGUGGAAAGGGCUUUAAAACAAGCUUUGAACUUACAUGCCAUCAAAGGAUCCACACAGGGGAGAAGCCAUAUGAAUGCAUGGAGUGUGGAAAGGCCUUUAGCCAAAACAGUAAUCUUAUUACCCAUCAAAGGAUCCACACAGGGGAGAAGCCUUAUAAAUGCAUGGAGUGUGGAAGGAGCUUCAGAACAAGCAAUGAACUUACACGCCAUCAAAGGAUCCACACAGGGGAGAAGUCUUAUAAAUGCAUGGAGUGUGGAAAGGACUUCAGGACAAGCAAUGAACUUACAUGCCAUCAAAGGAUCCACACAGGGGAGAAGCCAUAUAAAUGCAUGGAGUGUGGAAAGGACUUCAGGACAAGCAAUGAACUUACAUGCCAUCAAAGGAUCCACACAGGGGAGAAGCCUUAUAAAUGCAUGGUGUGUGGAAACAGCUUCAGAAUAAGCAGUAAACUUAUAUCCCAUCAAAGGAUCCACACAGGGGAGAAGCCAUAUAAAUGCAUGGAAUGUGGAAAGAGCUUCAGAACAAGCAGUAAACUUACAUGCCAUCAAAGGAUCCACACAGGGGAGAAGCCAUAUAAAUGCAUGGAAUGUGGAAAGAGCUUCAGAACAAGCUAUAGACUUGCAUGCCAUCAAAGGAUCCACACAGGGGAGAAGCCAUAUAAAUGCAUGGAAUGUGGAAAGAGCUUCAGAACAAGCAGUAAACUUACAUCCCAUCAAAGUAUCCACACAGGGGAGAAGCCAUAUAAAUGCAUGGAAUGUGGAAAGAGCUUCAGAACAAGCCAUAGACUUGCAUGCCAUCAAAGGAUCCACACAGGGGAGAAGCCAUAUAAAUGCAUGGUGUGUGGAAACAGCUUCAGAACAAGCUGUAACGUUACAUCCCAUCAAAGGAGCCAUACAGGGGAGAAGCCAUAUAAAUGCAUGGAGUGUGGAAGGAGCUUCAGAAUAAGCAGUCAUCUCACAUGCCAUCAAAGGAUUCACACAAGGGAGAAGUCAUAUAAAUGCAUGGAGUGUGGAAAGUGCUUUAGCCGAAAGAGUACCCUUAUUACCCAUGAAAUUGUCCACAAAAAGGAUAAGCCAUAUAAAUGCAUGGAGUGUGGAAAGGGCUUUAGCCGAAAGAGUACCCUUAUUACCCAUGAAAUUAUCCACAAAAAGGAUAAGCCAUAUAAAUGCAUGGAGUGUGGAAAGGGCUUUAGCCAAAAGGGUAACCUUAUUACCCAUCAAAAGAUCCACAAAGUGGAGAAGCCAUAUAAAUGCAUGGAGUGUGGAAAGGGCUUUAAAACAAGCAAUGAACAUACAUCCCAUCAAAGUAUCCACACAGGGGAGAAGCCAUAUAAAUGCAUGGAGUGUGGAAAGGGCUUUAAAACAAGCAGUGAACUUACAUGCCAUCAAAGGACCCACACAGGGGAGAAGCCAUAUACAUGCAUGGAGUGUGGAAAGAGCUUCAGAAUAAGCAGUUAUCUUACAUCCCAUCAAAGGAUCCACACAGGGGAGAAGCCAUAUAAAUGCAUGGAGUGUGGAAAGAGCUUCAGAAUAAGCAGUCAUCUCACAUGCCAUCAAAGGAUCCACACAGGGGAGAAGCCAUAUAAAUGCAUGGAGUGUGGAAAGAGUUUCAGAACAAGAAGUACACUUACAUCACAUCAAAGGAUCCACACAGGGGAGAAGCCAUAAUGCAUGGAGUGUGGAAAGAGCUUCAGAAUAAGCAGUUAUGUUACAUCCAAUCAAAGGAUCCACACAGGGGAGAAGCCAUAUAAAGGCAUGGAGUGUGGAAAGGACUUCAGAAUAAGCGGUCAACCUACAUUCCAUCAAAGGAUCCACAUCGGGGAGAAGCCACAUGGAGUGUGCAAAGGGAGAAUCCCCAAAACAAGGUUACAUUUCAAUGAGAAUGUAUACUAAUUAUUGAUUUAAUGGGUUCUAUAUAUGGAUUUCCAAUUGACAGACUGAACUCUGAAAAUGAUUUUUCUGCCAUUCACCCUCCUGACAGCCAUAGAGUGUUGGGUUUAGUAAUGAAAAAAGGAAGAAGUAUAGAACUGAGACCUGAAUCAGCCGGUAUCUAUGAAGAAACAUUGAACAUUUUUCAGUCAAAGGCCUCAUGAUAUGAGGGAGUUGUCACAUGCAGAUCAAUGUAGAGCGUGUGGGAAGAGCUGAAAGGAUGAACAAUUCCUCUCUCACAAAAGGAGCCAGAAGUACCCCAAGUGCUUGUGUAAUUUUUUUUCCAAGCAUAAUGGCCAUAUUUUGCUCUUCUGUAGUAUGGUGAAGGCUAAAAAGUCCAAAUUUGAUUUAAAUAAAAUCAAUUAAAAAUCAAUUGUGUGGUUUUGUUCUGGUCAUGUAUUAUACUUACGUAUUAAACUCUUUACUUGAUUUAAAAAUGUAUUAACACAAAUUUUGUGGAAGGAUUUUGGAGGGAGCAUAUUUCAGGAUUUGAGAGGCUCAUGUUGGUUCGAAGCUCAGUUGUCAGUAAUAGUUCUGGGUCAAGCUGGACAAUAAGGAGACUGAAAAGAGCAGAGAGGUUAAGUCAAGGAGAUUACAAGCUAGU